Messenger RNA from Uncinocarpus reesii 1704, 810 nucleotides. RefSeq names its product ADP,ATP carrier protein. Gene Ontology annotation, biological process: mitochondrial ADP transmembrane transport; mitochondrial ATP transmembrane transport. The record is from RefSeq and is a predicted model, not a curated record. The transcript has 6 exons. Gene Ontology annotation, molecular function: ATP:ADP antiporter activity. Gene Ontology annotation, cellular component: mitochondrial inner membrane. Lineage: Eukaryota; Fungi; Ascomycota; Eurotiomycetes; Onygenales; Onygenaceae. The coding region runs from base 1 to 810 and encodes 269 amino acids.
AUGGCUGCUAACCAGAAGGACAAGUCCUUCAUGGGCAUGCCCGGAUUCGUGGUCGACUUCAUGAUGGGUGGUGUCUCCGCCGCCGUCUCGAAGACCGCUGCUGCUCCUAUUGAGCGUAUCAAGCUCUUGAUCCAGAACCAGGCUCUCAACUUCGCCUUCCGUGAUACCUACAAGUCCAUGUUCGCCUUCAAGAAGGAGCGCGACGGUUAUGCCAAGUGGAUGAUGGGUAACCUUGCCUCUGGUGGUGCUGCUGGUGCCACUUCGCUCCUCUUCGUCUACUCCCUCGACUAUGCCCGUACCCGUCUUGCCAACGACGCCAAGUCCGCUAAGAAGGGUGGUGAGCGUCAAUUCAACGGUUUGGUCGAUGUCUACAAGAAGACUCUUGCUUCUGAUGGUAUUGCCGGUCUCUACCGUGGUUUCGGUCCUUCCGUUCUUGGUAUCGUCGUUUACCGUGGUCUGUACUUCGGUAUGUACGACUCCAUCAAACCGGUCCUCCUCGUUGGUCCUCUUGAGGGCAGCUUCCUCGCAUCCUUCUUGCUCGGCUGGACUGUUACCACUGGUGCUGGUAUUGCUUCUUAUCCUCUCGACACUAUCCGUCGUCGUAUGAUGAUGACUUCUGGUGAGGCCGUCAAGUACGCUUCCUCCUUUGAUGCCGCUCGUCAAAUUGCCGCCAAGGAAGGUGUCCGCUCCUUCUUCAAGGGUGCUGGCGCUAACAUCCUCCGUGGUGUUGCUGGUGCUGGUGUGCUCUCCAUCUAUGACCAGGUCCAGCUUCUCUUGUUCGGCAAGGCCUUCAAGGGUGGCUCUGGCUAA